This is a messenger RNA of Siniperca chuatsi (mandarin fish), 2357 nucleotides long. RefSeq names its product delta(4)-desaturase, sphingolipid 2 (gene degs2). The coding region runs from base 80 to 1048 and encodes 322 amino acids. Gene Ontology annotation, cellular component: membrane. The record is from RefSeq and is a predicted model, not a curated record. Gene Ontology annotation, molecular function: sphingolipid delta-4 desaturase activity. The transcript is spliced from 3 exons. Lineage: Eukaryota; Metazoa; Chordata; Actinopteri; Centrarchiformes; Sinipercidae. Gene Ontology annotation, biological process: sphinganine metabolic process; ceramide biosynthetic process.
GUGUGCCCAGAUACUGUGAAGGUUUGAUGACACACACAACGCCACAGAGCAGGUUGCCUCAUUCAGAGAAAGGAUAGUCAUGGGGAAGACAGGUGGAAGAGACGACUUUGAAUGGGUUUAUAAUGACCAGCCGCACACUUCAAGAAGAAAAGAAAUUCUGGCCAAAUAUCCAGAGAUCAAGACUCUGAUGGGUCCAGACCCCCAGCUGAAGUGGGUGGUAUCAGGCAUGGUCCUAACCCAGCUCAUGGCCUGCUAUCUGGUCCGCGACCUCUCCUGGAAGUGGAUCUUCUUCUGGGCUUACGCCUUCGGAGGCUGCAUCAACCACUCCCUGACUCUGGCUAUCCACGACAUCUCUCACAACGUGGCCUUUGGCAACAAGCUGGCGAAGUGGAACCGCUGGUUUGCCAUGUGGGCCAACCUGCCCAUCGGGUUGCCUUACUCUGCCUCCUUUAAGAAGUACCACAUCGACCACCAUCGGUAUCUGGGUGGCGACCAGCUGGAUGUUGACAUCCCAACAGACAUUGAGGGAUGGUUCUUCUGCACCCCAGCCAGGAAGGUGCUCUGGCUCUUCCUCCAGCCCUUCUUCUAUGCCCUUCGCCCAUUGGUGGUCAAUCCUAAGCCAGUGUGUCAGCUGGAGAUCCAGAACGCAGUUGUUCAGCUCACAGUAGACUUAAUUAUCUACUAUCUAUGGGGGCUGAAGCCCAUUGUUUACCUUAUUGCGGGUUCUAUCCUGUGUAUGGGAUUGCAUCCUAUCUCUGGACAUUUCAUAGCUGAGCAUUACAUGUUCCUGAAGGGACACGAGACAUAUUCUUACUAUGGAUCACUGAACUUGAUCACCUUCAAUGUUGGGUAUCACAUGGAGCACCAUGACUUCCCAAGCAUACCUGGCAGUAAACUACCUCAGGUUAAACAAAUCGCAGCAGAGUAUUAUGACUCCCUGCCUCAACACUCUUCCUGGACCCGGGUAUUAUGGGACUUUGUGUUUGACGACAGCAUCGGCCCCUAUGCCAGAAUCAAACGGAAAUACAAGCUAAGCAAGCAGGAAUAGAUCUGUGACUGAUUAUGUUUCCCUUUAACAUGAAUGUGAAUUUGAGUCAGUUAAAAAUCUAAGGACCACUGAAAUAUCAUCGCAGUUCAAGGAAAUGGGAAGAAGAUUUAAUGUUACAACUUACCCCUAUUUUUUCAUGCUUCUAUUCGUGCUAUAAACAGAAGGCCCAUUGUCAUGACACAGUGAUGGCAGUGAUACAAAAAGGACAAUAUAAUGAAACACUUAUAUUUCCUUAACUGCAAUAAUAGUAUUCAACAGAAAAAAAACACAUUUUUAUAGGAUUAUGGUUGCAUACAUUCUCAUGAGGUUUUACAGAGAUGUCAUUAGCUUUUCCUGCCUAUAAGCAUUACAUCAAGCUACUUAAAAGUUUAUGAAUGUGAGAAUUGAGGCUCACAUUGCCUCUCAGCUAACUUAAUACAAUUUCACAUCGAUCAUGCAGAACAGUGCUGAGGUUGAAAAUGAGCAAUGAAACUUACCUUUCAGUAAAAGGAGCCUUUUCUUUGGUGACGCGCCAUUCUGCUUAUCUGCAGCUCCAUCGUGCUGUAAAUUGUUUGAUUACAUCUACUGGGAGUGGACAAAAUAAUAGAAACACUGUAUAAUGCAAAAAAAGUAGUUUCAGGUUGAGUCUCAUAAUGUUUGGUGCUUUUCAAAACUGUCAGGGGUGCUGAAUGAACUCAGUGGUCAUUUCAUGUUGCUCGGCAAAUAUCCCAUUAAGACUCUUUCAGUCAGUGUUAGUGAGAGUCUUCUUGUGACUACUGGUUCUCCUCGCUCGUGCAAUUUUCCUAUUUUUGGCCUUUUCGCCAUAUUACAUAAUUUUUGUGUGGUCAUGGCCGAUGCACCACCAAUUCAGGUAGUGAGAAAUAUUAAUCACAAUAUUCAUGUUGUGAGUAUACAAGGCAACACAAGAAAACUUGUACAAGUAGGCUAAAUAUUCACUGCCUGAAUUGCUUUGCAUCCAACACAAAAUACAAAAUCAUAUGUAAUGAGGUGACGAGAAAAACCUCAGAAAUCAAAGUGGUCACAAGUAGUCCCGGACCUUCACUCAAUGAAAGUCUUUUAACAACAGCAAAGUAACACUUCUGACUUAUAAAUAAAAACAUUACAAGCUCUACCAAAUUAGCAUUUACUGCAGAGCUAUUGUAUUGCACGGUGUUUGUUAUCUUGUCCACCCACUGUUUGUACUUAAUCUGUGUUGUGAUUGAUAAGCAUGAUCUUUGUUGUUUCUAUUUAAAUGACUGUACUAUAUAUGAAAACACUAAAAAAGAUCAUUUAUAAGAAGAAACUACUAUAAAGAAGAGUUUGUGUUUGA